Molecule: messenger RNA, 8274 nt
Organism: Plasmodium yoelii
Lineage: Eukaryota; Apicomplexa; Aconoidasida; Haemosporida; Plasmodiidae
Product: reticulocyte binding protein, putative
Exons: 2
Coding region: 1-8274 (2757 amino acids)
Source: RefSeq, a predicted model, not a curated record
AUGAAAAAACUUAUUUAUAUUACAACUACUUAUAUUGUUCUGUUUACUUCAUUAGGGGUAAUUUAUGGGAAAAAAAUUGAAACUGGAAAAAAGAACCACGAUGGUCAGUUAAACAAUUUUUAUUUAUAUAAUAAUUUAAAAGGAAUAAAUUUUAAUAAUUCAAACUCUUCAAAUGAAGAACAAUAUAAUAAUAAAAAUGAUGUCAUUAAUGAUAAAUUUAUACAACCAAAUUCAAUUACUUACUUAGAAAAUCAAAAAGACACUGCGAAUGACAAAGUCAUAUUAUACAAUGACUACACAAAUAAAAACGACUUAGAUACUUUUAAAAUUUUUAAUAAUGAUAAUGAAAAAACAAAUAGAAAAGCAACUAUAGUUAAAAGUUCUUUUAUCCAAAACUCCAAUCCAACAAGAUUCGAUAGCUCUAUGUAUAAUACAAUAGAUAUUCUGUAUAAUGUAUCAGGUCCCAACGAAAAUUUAAAAUAUUUUUAUGUGAAAUUAUAUUUUUAUCAAGAACUUCGAACCUUCCUCAAUAAUAUUUAUUCUAAUGCAAAAAAACCAGUAAAUAUCCCACGGAGUACCCCCCUUCAAAUAGAUAAUGAUAUAAAUCUAAUAAUAAAAGAAUGUGAACCUCUAAAAACCAACAUAAUAAAUGAAAUGUCAAAAUUACAUAAUCCUUUAUAUGAAUUUUAUAAGGAACCCACGAAAGAUGAUUAUAAUCCAUAUUCAAAUUACCGAAAAAUUUAUGUAGAUUGCAUGAUUCCACGAUUCAAAAAACUAGCAUCCAAAAUAGAUGCUGCUAUUUCAUCGAUGCAAUCCGAAUAUGAUCAUUUGUGUUAUUAUGAAUAUUGGAAUGUAGAUGCUCUUUAUAAAAAGUAUUCUGCUAAUACAAAAGAAUAUAUGGACACUGAAUUGUACAAUAUAAAGUCUCAUUCAGUGAUCUAUGAUAUGGGACUUCGUUCACAUGGAAACAGACUAAUUAAAAUUUUAGAGUCUGAGGGGGAACAAGGGAAUAUUAUAAGUAAACUAAAAUUUUUAUCAAACGAAAUUGAAUAUACUUUAAACAAAUCUGAUAAUUACAAAGACGAAUGUACGUCGAAUUAUACAUUUAUGGUCAAUUAUGUACAACGUGAUACAUAUACGCAAUAUUACUAUUAUUACUUGAGGGAAAUUAAAAAAAUAGCACAACAAAGAGCUAAUUUCAAUUAUAAUUUUAAUAAACUAAAACAUUUGAAAUUAUUAUAUAAACAGCAAGAAGACAUAAUGAGAAAUUUUCAUAAAACGAUAGAAAGACUAAUAUUUGGGAAACCAGAUCCAAAUAAUACUAACGUAUUUAAAGAAUAUAUUUAUGAAUUUAAUCUCUGGAUACCCAAAUCGAAAUUAACAUUAUUAGAAAAAAGAUUUUUUGAAAUAUUUGAAGAGAAAUGGAAUUCUUAUGAAAUUAAAAAAGAUAUUGACGAAAAUAGUAAACAAUAUAAUGUUGUGAAAUUAAUUUUGCAAUACAUGAAGGAAUUAACAGACGUAAUUGAUUUUAUGGAAAAUUACCAACCAGAUGAAGUUCCUACAAGAAGGAUAAUUGGUUUUGAAGUCGAAUGGCGUAUAAAAGCAUUACUUUAUUCAGAAGUAGAAGCUGGAGUGAAGAAAUCUUAUGAAUCAGUAAAAAAUUGGAGAAAAUCAAUCCUCGAAAUAAACAAAAAAUUAGAGGAGGAAAAUGAAAAAGUUAUUAAAUUGGAAACACAAAUUAAAGAUUUAUUUAACCAAUAUUUGAAAAUAAUUGAUGAAAAUAUAUAUAUAAACAAGUUAAAAUUAGAAUUAAAAGAAAAAAUAAAAAAUAUAUCUGACAAAAAUGAAUAUAUUAAAAAAGCAGUUGACUUAAAGAAGAUAAUAGAAAAUAACAAUGCAUACAUUGAUGAAUUAGCUAAAACCUCGCCAUAUCAAGUUCCGGAACAUUUAAAGAGCACAGAUACAAUAUAUAGUACAAUAAAAUCAGAGUUAUCCCAAAUUUAUGAAGAUGACAUUGAUAAACUCUAUAAUGAAUUAUCUUCUAUAGUUCAAGAAAAUGACAUUGACAAUGUAGAAGAUAAAACGAAACUUGACGAUUUACAAUCUAAAAUAGAUAAUGUAUAUAGUAAAAUCCAAAACAUGGAAACUGCAACAGUUGAAUCACAUCUAACGAAUAUCGAAACUAACAAAAAUAAACUAUCAGACACAAUUGUGGAGAUAAAAAAAUAUAUAUAUGGAGAAAUUAGCAAAGAUCUAAAUAAAACAUUAGAAGACUUUAAAAAUAAAGAAAAAGAACUAUCAAAUAAAAUAAAUGACUACGCUAAGGAAAAUGACCAAUUAAAUGUAUAUAAAUCUAAAAUAUCAGAAAUCAGAAAUCAUUAUAAUGAUCAAAUUAGUAUAGACAAUACAAAGGAAGAAGAAGCAAAACAAAACUAUGACCAAUCCAAAGAAUAUACCAAGACAAUAUCUAUCAAAGAAGACGAAACAUCAAAAACCAUCAAUGAAGUAAAAAAUAUGAAAGACGAAUUCUUGAGUAAAGUAGAUAAAUAUAUUAAUUUUGAAAAUAAUUGUAAAGAAAAUGUUGAUUCAGAACACACUCAAUUUACUGAAUUAACAAAUAAAAUAAAAGCAGAAGUUUCGGAUGAAAAAUUAAGCAUAUAUGAAAACAAAUUUAAUGAUAGUAAAUCUUUAAUUAAUGAAACAAAUAACUCCAUUGAAAAGGAAUACCAAAACAUUAAUACCCUUAAAAAGGUAGAUGAGUAUAUAAAAGUAUGCGAAAGCACUAAAGAGUCAAUAAAAAAUUUUCAUAAUAAACAAACUAUAUUAAAAGAAAAAUUAAAUCAAAAUAUUAAAACCAUAAAAGAAACUAAUUCAAUAGAAAAAUCUUAUAAAGACAAGUUUGAAAAUACAUUAAUCAAUAAAAUUAAUGAGUUAGAUAAAGCAUUUAAAGAUGCCUCUUUAAAUGAUUACGAAUCAAAUAACAAUGAAUUAAUGCAAUAUUUCAAUAAUUUAAAAGCAAAUUUAGGGAAAAAUAAAGAAAACAUGUUAUAUCACCAGUUCGAUGAAAAAGAAAAAGCCGUUAAUAAUAUUAUACAAAAAAUCGAAGACAUAAACAAAAAUAUUCCAAAUAUCGAAAUAGCAAUUUAUACAUCCAUUUAUAAUAUUAGUGAAGAAAUAGAAAAUGAAAUUGGAAAAAAUAUAGAAUCACUAAAUACCAAUGUACUUGAAAAGGUAAAUACAAACGUAACAAAUUUUAAUAAAAUAAAGGAAAAAUUAAAACUUUAUAAUUUUAGUGAUUUUGGGAAAGAAGGGAAUAUAAAAUAUACUAAUGAAGUUAACAAAAUUAAAGAUGACAUUAAGAAUGUAAACCAACAAAUCGAUCACCAUAUAAAUGAAUUAGAGGAAAUAAAAAAAAAAUCAGAAAACUAUGUUGAUGAAAUGAAAGCACAAAUAAAUAAAUUAGAAAAAGUAGCAGAUACCGCAAUAUCUAACGAUAAUGUAGAAGGAAUAGAAAAAAAACAACAAAACAUAGUAACAAAAAUAGACAAAAAAAAAAAUAUAUAUGAGGAAAUAAAUAAAUUAUUAAGUGAAAUAUCAAAAAUAGAAAAAGAUCAAACAUCGUUAGAAAAAGUAAAAGGUAUUAAUUUAUCAUAUGGACAAAAUUUAGGCACCCUAUUUUUGGAACAAAUUGAUGAAGAAAAGAAAAAGUCUGAGCAUACGAUAAAAGCAAUGGAAGCAUAUAUGGAGGACCUUGAUAAUAUAAAAAAAAAAUCACAAGAAAUAGAAAACGAAAUGGGCAUAGAAAUGGACAUAAAUAAGGAAAUGGAAGUGCUUAAUAUAUCACAUGAUGACGACAAAAAAUAUCACACUAUAAGUAAGAAUCAUAAUGAAAACAUUUCUGAUAUCCGUAAUAAAUCUUUAAAAAUAAUACAAGACUUUUCUAGGGAAUCAGAUAUAAAUGAUAUUAAAAAGGAGUUACAGAAAAAUGUUUCUGAAUCUCAAAAGCAUAAUAGUGAAAUUAAUCAAUAUUUAAGCAAAAUUGCGAACAUAUAUAACAUUUUAAAAUUAAAUAAAAUUAAAAAGAUUAUUAAUAAAGUAAAAGAAUAUACCAAUGAAAUUGAAAAAAAUAAUAAAAACAUAAAUGAUGAAUUAAGUAAUUCAGAAAAACUAAUUAAAAAAAUCAAAGACGAUAUAAGUUUAAAAGAAUGUAAAUCGAAAAUAGAAUCAACUUUAGAUGAUAAAGAUAUUGAUGGGUGUAUACAGAAUAUUAAAGUCUUAAAAACACAUAUUUUAAGCGAAGAAACUAAUAUCAACACUUAUUUUAAAAAUGCCGACGAGUAUAAUAAAAAUGUUUUAUUAAACUUUAAUAAUAUAGAAAUGGCGGAUAAUAAAUCACAAUACAUAUUAAAAAUUAAAAAAAAUAAUGGAACUAAUGACCAUGAUUAUAAUAUCAACGAAUUGAAAGAACACAAGGAUAAGUCUAAUGGUUAUAAAACUGAGGCUGAUAAAAAUAAAAAAGCAAUCGAAAAAAAUAAGGAAUUAUUUGAGCAAUAUAAACAAGAAGUAACUGUACUUUUAAAUAAAUAUUAUGCGGUAGAACUAAAAAAUAAAUUUGAUAAAACAAAAAAUGAUUCAGAACAAAUCAUAAAGGAAAUAAAAGAUGCACACAACAAGUUUAUAUUGGAAGCAGGUAAAUCUGAACAAAAAAUGAAGGAAAUAAAAAAUGAACAAAUUCGUAUUGAAGACGAAGUCGCUAAAAAUGAUAAAUCUAAUAAGGCAAUAAUAGAUAUUCAACUAUCCGUAGAGCCAUUCGAAACAAAAUUCUUAAAAAUAAGUGAUAUAAGAACAAAAUCAAAUGAUUGUUUAAAAGAGACCGAAAGCAUAGAGAAAAAAAUAUCAACUUUGUCUAUAGACACUCAAGAAACAAAACUAAAAGAGAACGGAGACAAUUUAAAUACCCUUCAGGAAUUUUUAGAAUCUCUCAAAAAUCAAAAAAAAAAUAUUGAAGACAAAAAAAAAGAAUUAGAUGAAGUCAAUUCCAAAAUUGAAAAAAUAAAAAUCGAUGUAAACCAGCAUAAAAAAAAUUACGAAAUUGGAAUUGUAGAAAAAAUAAAUGAAAUCGCCAAAGCAAAUAAAAACAAAAUUGAAUCAACAAAAGAAUUAAUAAAACCAACAAUAGAAAGGCUAAUAUCUUCUUUUAACACUAAUGAUUUAGAAGGUAUUGACCCUAAUGAAAAACUAGGAGAAUAUAAUACAGAAAUGGGUAUCAUAUAUAAUGAGUUUAUGGAAUUAUACAAUCUAAUAGCAGGUUAUUUAAAAACGGUUUCAAAAGAGUCCAUAACAUAUAAUGAAAUUAAAAAUACGCGAAUUAACGCACAAAAUGAACUCUUAAAAAAUAUAGAAAGCGAAAAGAAAUCUAAGUCCUAUUUAGAUGAUAUAGAAGCAAAUGAAUUUGAUAGAAUAGUCACACAUUUAAAAAAAAAAUUAGAUAAUGUGAAUGUUAAAUUUACAAACGAAUAUUCAAAAGUUAACGAAGGGUUUGACAAUAUUUCAAAAUCUAUUAAUAAUGUUAAAAAUUCAACUGAUGAAAAUUCAUUAUUAAAUAUACUAAACCAAACAAAAGAAAUGUAUGCAAAUAUUGUCAGUAAAAAAUAUUAUAGUUAUAAAUAUGAGGCAGAAAAAAUAUUUAUAAAUAUUUCUAAAUUAGCAAAUUCUUUAAAUAUUCAAAUACAAAAUAGCUCAGGAGUAGAUUUACUUAAAAACAUUAAUAUAGCUAUAUUAUCUUACUUGGACUCCCCAAAAGAAGAUACGCUAACCUUUAUUCCAUCUCCACAAAAAAAAUCAGAAACAUAUACAAAAAUACGCGAUUCUUACAAUACUCUUCUUGAUAUAUUUAAAAAAAGUCAAUAUUUACACAAAAAAGAACAGCAAACAUUAAAUCUUAUAUUCGAAAACCGACGUUUAUAUGAAAAAGUCCAAGCAACCAAUGAAUUAAAAGACACAUUAAGUGAUUUAAAAUAUAAAAAAGAAAAAAUAUUAAAUGAAGUUAAACUACUUUUGCAUAAAUCUAACGAAUUAAACAAAUUAUCAUGUAACUCUCAAAAUUAUGAUACCAUUUUAGAAUCAUCAAAGUAUGAUAAAAUAAAAGAAAAAAGCAAUAAUUAUGAAAAGGAAAAAGAAAACCUUGGGAUAAAUUUUGAUGUAAAAGCUAUGGAAGAACAAUUUAAUAAUGAUAUUAAAGAUAUAGAAAAAUUAGAAAAUAAUUACAAACAUUCAGAGAAAGAUAACUACAAUUUUUCAGAGGAAAAUAAUAAUAUUUUACAAUCUAAAAAAAAACUAAAAGAACUAACUAACGCAUUUAAUACUGAAAUAAAAAAAAUUGAGGAUCAAAUAAUAGAAAAAAAUGAUUUAAUUAAUAAAUUAAUAGAAACGAGAAAGCAAUGUCUACUUUUUACAUAUACAACGUUAGUCGAGACUCUUAAAAGUAAAGUGACUAAUCACUCGGAAUUCAUAACGUCUGCAGCUAAAUUUUCAAAAGAUUUUUUCAAAUAUAUUGAGGAUAUUUCCAAUUCUUUAAAUGAUGACAUCGACACAUUACAAAUAAAUUAUAAUUUAAAUCAAACAAACAAACAUGUACCAAGUAUACUUGCAGAUGCAACUAAAGAUCAUAAUAAUUUAAUAGAAAAGGAAAAGGAAGCAACUAAGAUAAUCAACAAUUUGACCGAGCUAUUUACAAUAGAUUCAAAUAAUAUCGAUGCCGAUACAUUACAUAAUAAUAAAAUACAAAUAAUUUAUUUCAAUUCUGAACUUCAUAAAUCAAUCGAAUCCAUAAAACAACUUUAUAAAAAAAUGAAUAUCUUUAAAUUAUUAAAUAUAUCGCACAUUAAUGGAAAAUAUUUUGAUAUAUCCAAAGAAUUUGAUAAUAUUUUACAGAUGCAGAAACAUAAAUUAACAGAAAAUUUAAAUGAUUUAAAGCAAAUUGAUCAAUAUAUUUCUGAUAAAAAAAAUAAAUUCCUUCAUGCACUAAAUGAAACUACAAAUCCAAACUUAAAUACGCUUAAAGAGAUAUAUCAUGAUAUUGUUAAUUAUGAAAGACAGCUAGAUGAAAUAAAAAAUAUUAGUAAUAAAGAAAACGAAAAUAUAACUUCAUAUAUAGACACAAUUACCAAAUUAACGGGAAAAGUACAAAAUAUUUUAAAUUUUGUUACAACUUAUGAAAAUAAUAAUAAUAUAAUCAAACAACAUAUUCAAGACAAUGAUGAAAAUCAUGUAUCACAAAUUAAGGAUAAUUUAAAAAAAACAAUUCAAUCAUUUCAGGAAAUUCUAAAUAAAAUAGAUGAAAUCAAAGCUCAAUUUUAUGGUAAUAACAAUAUAAGUAAUGUUAUAACUACAAUAUCACAAAAUGUAAAUGAUGUUAAAAACCACUUUUCUAAGGACUUAACUAUAGAAAACGAACUCAUCCAAAUACAAAAGAGUUUAGAAGAUAUUCAAAAUUCUACUCAUGAAAUAAGAAGCGAACAAAUAACAAAAUAUGUCAAUGCUAUAUACAAUCAUAUUGAAGAGCAAACUAAACAAAUUCAAAAUAAUUCAUAUAAAGAUGAAGUAUACAAAAUAAACGAAAUAGACAAUAUAAUACAAAAAAUCAUCAAUUAUAAUAAAGAACCAGAAGUAAAAUUACACGCCAUUAUAGAUAAUCAAAAUAAAGUUACAUCAAUAAUCUCUCGUAUUAAAAAUCUCAUUAAUUUAAUCGAAUCAGAAUAUAGUAACAAUAAUAAUGUAUCAUAUAAUGUUGCCAUAAAACAUACAGAAAAUGCCAAUAACAUAAUUCUUGAUUUAAAUAUGAGUCAAAAUAUGCUUAAUCAUUUAAUACACCGAAAUUUAAACAUUAUAAACAAUUUAAAAAAUAUAAAACAGCACAUGAUAAGUCGUAAUAAUUUACAUACUAUUAAUAGUCAAGAAGAAACAUCGAAAAUAAAAUAUCCUAGUAAUACAUACUAUAAUAAUGUUAAUGAUACAAAGUAUAAAAAUCACCAACACUCAAAUUCAGGUAAAAAAGGUUCCUCCAAAACAAAAAAUGCAGGAGAUUCUGUUAAAUAUGCGGGAGCAAUUGUAUUUGGUUUAGUAGUGUGUUAUGCAAUUUCAAUUUUCAAAAAACAAGAUGAAAAAAAUGAAAUUAAUUUAGGUAAUGAUGAAAAAAAUUAUGGUGAAUCGGAAAAUAUAUAUUUUGAAAGAGAAGACGAAAUUAUAGAAAUAGAUAUAAAUGAAGAUUUAUGA